ACGAAAGAAAAUUGAGAUUGACUUAAGCGGCUGUGUUAUUUGUGGCGCGACGGAUGUACGUGAAUUUUUCUGAAAUCUACGGAUGUAGCCCACGUUUAGUACAGGCAAAAUCCAAGAAACAAACAUUGAAACAAUGUCUGUUGUUGACGACAAUGUCACUACUGUUUUGAAGAGAUUAUCUGCUACAGAAGAUGGACCAGAUGUAAAUCAUUCAAAUGAAGAAGGCACCAAGAAAGAUUUCAUGUUUAAAGACUUCACUUUGGAGAGAGCAUGCAGUAGUCAUCCACUGCAGACCCUCCUUGGAGAAAACAUCACAAAACAUGUGCCAUUUAUCUUUGCUUAUAGGAAAGGUGUAGUUGAGCUUUCUGAAAAAGAAGAUGAAAGCUUUCAUAGAGAUAACACUGCAGACAGCAGCUCUGAGCAGCUAGGAGGAUCACCACUGAAACUGCAGGAGUUUUCUUCUGGUGUAACAAUUCCAAACAACUCUAGAAAACCUUCUUCGAGUGCCCCCUUCAUGAAACCUGUAUCCACCAAUGAUGCAAGAUACCUGGUUUCUCAGUACACAUUUCUGUGCAAUCCAUUUAUGACUGCCACCCAUACAGACCUGCUACCUCUGUGGGUUUACUGUGACAGACAGGAACAUGGAGACAUGCUUUUUCUUGGAACACGGCAGCUUUCUGGCAAGAAGAGAGGAAAUGUCUUGCAUAUGGUGACAUCUAGAGGACCAGUCCAAAGCAUUCAAGAUGUCCCCUCACACAUGAGAACUUUGAAGAAACCCCAGCAGAUUGGCAAUGCCACAGUGAAAGUGUCAGCACAUUAUGACAUCUUUGGGUCCAUGAAUAAGGACGAGAGUAGUGCAGGGUCAUCUUUUCAAGGGUCACUAAUGGUCAGUUCCAGUUGGGACAGAGUGACCACCCUCUUGGAGGUUCCUCCUGUAGAGGCAGUCACAGCCCUGGAUAUCCAAGUGGCUGCUGGAGAUGUGGGGAGUGCAGUAUACAGCAUGUUCAGAGAGCUGUCCAUUCUUCAGGGCUUUGCCUCUGGUCUAAAGGAUGGAUGUGUGAGCUGGGCUGUGGAGAGCUGCUCAGGAAAAUCUCUGCUGGAAGAAGUGCAGACACUCACUGAAGAUUUAAAGCAAGGAGAUGCUUUAUGGCAGCCUACAAAGGACACCAAAAAGGAUUCAACUGCAGUUCGUAAGAAUGAAGAUGAAAGUGAUGUCACUUCUCCAGUGAAAAGUCUGGCACUGGCUGACAGGGUGGACCUAGACUUCACAGAGAAACUCUGGAACAUUUUGAUUGAUUGUUCUUCUUAUGAUGAAUUGGUCAAGUGCUUUCAGUAUGUCUUACGCAUUUUAAAAAAUGGAGAACUUCAGCCCAUGGUGCAUGCCAGUAACCACACACAGCUAGCAGAACUGGUCCGGGCCUCCUACUAUAACAAACUGGUGAUGCCAGACCUGGCCGGACUGCUGCCACUGGAGCUUUUGGUGGAGAUAGGUGUUGAGAAACUAAGAAGAGACUAUAGUCAUGCAUUCAUUGACAAAGAUUUGGUGACAGCUGAUCAGCUGACAUAUUUCCUGGAGAAGAACCUGGACCUCCAUGAGAAGCUUAGUCGACUUGAAAAGCUGCACAAUGUGCUGGAGCUGGUUGUGAUGAUGAAGAUGUUCCUCAACAUACCUCAAAUUACACUCAGCUCAGCUGCAAGACAAGCCAUGAAUCAUUACCAAAUCCACAAUGUUGAUCCAGCCCAUGUCUUCCACAUCCCUGUUGCUACCUCAGCUGUCAGAGGAGUAUUUGAUACCAUUCAGCCUCAUACUUGGCAAGUGGAAAUGAUAAGCAAUGAGCAGGACGCAGAGGUAUCAAGUAUUUAUCACAUAAGCUGUAAACCUCCUGUGGAUGAAAUGUAUUCAGAGCCCGACACAGAGACCUCUUCAGACCAACAUUUAUUAUACUACUUCACACGGAUGGAUUCAAGUGUUCAUAUUUGGGAAUGAUCAACAAGGAAACAGACUAUUUAUUAGGAAGUGCAAAAUGUACAUAAUAAUUAUAAUUAUUGCUACUUUUAAAAGAAGAGGAUAGUACGUUGAAGGGUUAUAAUUUAACUUUAAUUUGUGUUAAAUUUUAUUUGAAAAUUUAAUUGAACGUAAAUGUGUGACAACAUUUUGUAAAAUUCACACAAAUUUUUUUUUCAAAUACAAACAAACAUCUUGAAAAAAUACUGUAGAUAUUUUAUUGCCAAGUGGAUGCUUUUUACUAAAAAUUCUAAAAUGCUCAAAGCAGUAUAUUGACCUAAAACAAAGAUUAUGCUUAGUGAAUCCAGGUAUAUUAUGUAUGUGUCCUUUAUACAGGCAUCCCUUAGUCCUGUGACUGUAUUGCUUUUUUUU
Lingula anatina is the source of this 2377-nucleotide messenger RNA. RefSeq names its product protein zwilch homolog. Gene Ontology annotation, cellular component: RZZ complex. Gene Ontology annotation, biological process: mitotic spindle assembly checkpoint signaling; protein localization to kinetochore. The record is from RefSeq and is a predicted model, not a curated record. Lineage: Eukaryota; Metazoa; Brachiopoda; Lingulata; Lingulida; Lingulidae.